GAAAGGAGCAUAAAAGUUCAAGAUUUGGGCAAUAACAUGAUUCACAAAAAAAAAAAAAAAAAAAAAAAAAACUAGUACUUUUUCUACUCCAAUCGAACUUGGUACCACUGAAGUGAGCCGACAUCGCCAUCAAUUUCGAGCUCACAGACAGAUUUGACUAGGUAUUGAACAGCAUCAUCGAUUGAAUCAAAUCUUGCAAGAUCAGGUGGAAGAGAUUUACCAGGCCACCUCUGCAACCACCCUUUCAAUCUCUCGCGCAAUUCGUCUUCGGACACGAAUUCCUCGCUCUCGCCGGGCUCCAUCAGCACAUACGUUUCUGUCUCGGUAUUCGAUCUCCUUCUCCUCCUCACGCCAUUAACCUAAUCGAAUUCAAUCAAACCCUAAUCGAAUUGCGUGUGUGUGUGUUUGGAGAUUAGGUUACACUAUUUAUUACCUUGAGUUGAUGACCUCGGAAUUGGGUGUUUUGAUGAUGAACCCAUUUGUGGAGAAAUGGAGUUGGGGUUGUGAGAAUUGCUGGUGUUUUGGAUUGGGAGAAUGUUGCAGGGAAAUGGGGAUGAAUUUUGGUGCUCAAUAUUAUUUUCGCCAUUAAUUCACGACAACUCUGUGAAGAGAAAAAAAGGAUAAGAUGAUACCAAAUAUUAACCUUACUUUCAUCCCAAAGACUUAUCAUCAUUCUUCCUUAUUUUGCUUGUUUUUCUUUUUUUUUUCGAUUUCUUUUAUUUUCAUAAAACUGAUUUAAGAGAGUUGGGUAAAUUUAAAAGUUAAAUUUAAUAUCAAAUAUUUUAAAUAAGAAUCUUGUUAUCUAAUCGAAUAUAGGAAGGAGUAAGUGUCUCGCAAAGGUCAAAGAAGUUGGAGGAGUAAUCUAAUCUAUUUAGUGCUUGUUUGAUUUGAGUAAAUGAAUUAAAGGAGAAUGGGAAAAAAAAUGGUUACAAUAACUAUUACUUUUAGUUAGUAUUUGAUUUAAUAAUAAAAAAAUUAUUAGUAUAAAUAAUUCUUUUAUUGUUUCUCCUCUACUUUGAAGAUAAUGAUUAAUUCAUUAUCCAAAUCAAACAAUAAGGAGUAAAUCAUUUUCCAACAUCCAAAAAUGCUCAAUCAAACAUGGGCUUAAUUUCAAUCAAAGAUAGAAACUCACUUCUUAGAACCCCAACAUACAUGGUUUUUUGUUUAAUGCAAAAACAAACUUAAAAAAUUAAAAAUUAAAAAUGAAACUAUGACACUCCUCGAACCUUUAUAUUUUUUGUGUUACAUUUUCACGAAUUUAUUACAUACAUAUAUGUAUAUAAAAAUUGGCAUACGCUUUUUCAAACAGAUAAAUAUAUAAAUAGUAGUGUGUAGGAUUCGUUUUAUUAUUGAAAAAACUAAAAACGUUGGUAUUGUUACAAAUGGUGUAGAAUUUAGUUUUGGGUUUUGUGGAAAAAAUGAGACAAUUAAUGAAUAGAUUAUGGAUUAGUACAGUUGAAGCUAUGAUAGUUAUAAUUGGUUGAUGUCCGAAAUGGAAGCUCGUCCAUCCUCAUCAAAACGGAUGCUUUCUUCCAAGAAUAAACCCUGCAAAAUCAACCCCAUUUCCUCGUGCAGCCCUAAUUUUGCACCACAUUUUCUCAAACUUUGGUACGUUUCUUUGAUUCAACCAAGGUUUUGUUUGUUUGCUGUGAUUCACUACUUUGGCUUCCACACCAUAAAGGGAAACACUGCCCAUGUUUGCUUCCUCCAAAUUCUUCAUUUUAGUCAUCUGACUAGUUUUCAAUAAUCUGAUGAGCUAUGGAAUCCGAGCAAGCGAAAGGAGGCACGUCUGAAGAAGCAAAGGCUCGGCAUCUUACAUCUUCGUCCUCUGCAUCUUCCUCGUCCUCAUCAUCGCAUGCUUCAUUGGAGCACGAUGUUCCCAUUGCCAAAUCCAAGUCCGAGGGAGACCUGCAAGGAUCCGUUGCCACGCCUGAUUGCCCUGCUCAGACACCGGAGUGGGGCAUGUUGAGCUCGUCCCCUAAUGUUGGUCCCCAGGGGAACUUAUCUCCGACAGCCUCCCCUCCGGUCCAAACAAUGGGGCAUCCUUCAGAUUAUGACCCUGACCGGAUCCCCGCCUCCGUGUUCUCCAACAAACCAGCCAACACCUCAGAGUGGAGCGUGGCCUCGAAUGACUCGUUGUUCAGCAUACACGUUGGGAACAACAGUUUCGCCAAAGAUCAGUUUAGGUCCGGUGAGCUCGCCAGAUUGGAGGAAUCGAGCAACGGUCAGUCAUCCCUUUAUGCUUCAGAAGCCAAGCCUAAUGAAUUAUGCAGUCUCCCUGUCAGCCUUCCCCCUCUCAUGGAGGUGCCAGCCAAUGAAGAGGGCAGUACAAAGUCGAGCAACGUGUCUAGCCUUGAAACCAUCGCCUCGAAAGGAGGAGCAACCACGCCUCGCCUCUCCAAUGAGAGUGGCACCUCUUUCGCUUUCCCUGUGUUGGCAAGUGAAGGCGGAAAGGCUUGCUCGUUGGAGAAGGUUGAGGAGAAACCGGAGAUGGAAGCGCAAGAUUCUAAUAGUGCCACUCCAGAACCCACGACGGGGAGAUGGUUUCCGUGGUGCCCGUGUUUGCCUCGUUGCUGUUAAGGAUCACGACGUGCGCGAUUGAUAUAUAUAUACAACACCCUUUUGAAGAAUCUAGCUUAGAAGGAGUAGUCCCCAAUGCUAUAUACAUAUAUAUGGUGGUGAUAUCUGUUCUUGGCUGGUGAGGCAGCAGCAUACACUGUGAGAUGGCAGCAAGGCUUGAUUGAUGAGUAAGAUUUUUUUUGCUGUUGGAAGCAAGCUGCAGGGAUGAUGAUCAAAUGAAACUUUUGUGAUUUGAUAACUGUGAUAACAUUCAGAUUUGAGAAUCAAAAACUCAACUAAUCAUAUGUAUAUAUCCAUAUAUGAAAAUGUGGUCUCUUAUCUUGUA
Molecule: messenger RNA, 2905 nt
Organism: Salvia miltiorrhiza (redroot sage)
Lineage: Eukaryota; Viridiplantae; Streptophyta; Magnoliopsida; Lamiales; Lamiaceae
Exons: 4
Coding region: 1759-2580 (273 amino acids)
Source: RefSeq, a predicted model, not a curated record